UGCAACUUUAGCCGAAGCAGAUCACCUCAUCUGCUGCCGUUUCGUGCUUUUCUGUUAUUUUGUUUGUCCGUGGAAGAAGUUGAACCAGCGAAGAAGCCAGUGAGUCCCUUUACAACUGAUGUCCUGUAGGGUUUGAGUGCAUUUUUACGCGUAUUUUUUCGGAAACCCUAGAGCUUCAAGAGUACACCCACUGCACUGACAGACCGCGGGAAAAUGUCGUUACUUCCUGUGCAAUGAAGUCUUGGCGCGACAUUACAGUUGUAAACAAUUGGAGGACACAUAGCAAAUAUUCCUUAAGAAACUGAGCCACACAGACAUCUAAAAAGGAUGGAGAGCACCGGAGACACCAGUGUUGCGUCUGGAUUACUGGUACCUGACGUCAGUGAAGAAUCUAUGGAUAUCUACGAUGGCCUGGAUGUUUGUCUUAGCAGCAAAAGUCCAGAGAAAUCCCCUCGAAAUGGUUCUCAGCUGAGAGACUCGAUGGAUCUAUAUGAAGAAAUUGUGGCAGAAGAACAGCAGAGCAGAGAGUCAUCAUACAAUGAGUUAAAGUCCAGAUUCCAAGCAGCUCAGAAUCAAAUUAAAGAGUUGCACAGGAGACUGGAGCAGUUGGAAUUACAGAACACUGGGUUGAGCACAGAGAACCACUCUCUUAAAAAGAACAUCUCUGCACUUUUACGAACAGCUCGACAAGAGGUGACACGAAAAGAUGCUGAGAUUCAAAGGCUGAAUCAACGGUCAGACAAAGGUCGGCAUCAUCAUCAGUCUCACCUAAAUAAUGUACGGGAUCCAAGUUCUUCCAGUCGCACCUCCACAACUAACUCCACAAGUAGGCCACCUCCUCCACCACCGCCUUGUCUUCCGCCACCUCCACCCCCACCACCACCACCGCCAGUCAGUGCUCCCCUCCCUCUUCCACUUCAACCAACUUCACCUCCCAGGGGGGACCACCCACCAAAGGAUCCAUCUCAACCCUCCAGGAAAGAAAGUGAUCGUUUGACCAGAACUUCAAAAGCAUCGUCUCAUAGUCAUUCAAAAAGGGAUUGUGAAGUGGGUGACAAACAGACUGAGUCAGACAAACUCAGGUCUAAACAUAGGGAUGAAAAACAUCAAACUCAAAAGCAAUCUGAAUCAACAGAUAGGAGACAGAGAAGUUGUUCAGAUCCCAACAAGGACUGCCAAGCCCCAGACAAAAGCAGAUCUCACAGAACAGACAAAAACACUGGACGAAGGUAUGACUCCAGGUCAUGUAGAGACAACGUAAAUGUUGAAGGGCACCACAGACGUUCUGACUCAAAGGACCGAAAAAAGUCUUCCUCAAAUCAGCAUGCUGAGCGCUACAGUGAUUAUUCGAAAGAGAAGGAAAAGGAUAGAAAGAGGGAUUAUGAAAGGAAAGGGGACCGAAGACGUGAAGAUGAAACUAGCAGAAAGCAUAAGAGGAGCAGUCAGUCAGAGACGAGCAGAGAACGAGAGAAACAGAGAUCCAAAGAAUCUGAUAAAGGCAAAGUGGAUGUCUGUGGUAAGGAAAGACGAGAAAAGACUGAUGAGGCCCACAAAAAAUCCUCAGAAGAUCCAAAUGUGGGUGAGAAAAGUUCUGUGGAGGAAAAUAGUCCGAACAGGAAGCUGAGUUUUAUGGAAACACUGAAUCUAACCCUCUCACCAAUUAAGAAGCCAUUGUUGCCAUUCGAUGGCAGCCAGAAUGACCUUCCAGCAGUGGACAAGGAUGUUGAAAAACCAUCAGAUGAGGACAAUUCACAGCCUAACGUUGAUGACAUGUGUGUCAUUGAUGAAGUAAACAGCAGUGAAUUAGAAGGAGGGUUGGAAGAUGUUGCAGAGAGAUCUCCAGGUAAUCUCGAGGAGAUGCCUGAGAGAUUUGACAAUGUGAAAUAUGUCCAAAAAAAGGACAAAAGCUUGAGUGAGACUCCUGCAGUUGAUAAUUCAGUCCAAACUACCUCAGCUCAUAGCAAACCCCUGGAUACUGCAAAGAAUCAGAUCACUGUGCAACUCGCAAGAAAAUCUCCAGAGACCAGUUCUCUAAAAGCAGCAGACAAAACCAAGUCGGUCUCAAACAGCCAGGUACCUGAGUGUAAACCACUGGAGGCCACAAAUGGCACAGAUCAAAGUGAAAUGUCUGGAAGCAUUACUGAACAGCACACAAGCAACGACCUACAAAAAGCUGACCCUGGAAAUACAACAGGUCUGCCCGCUGCUGUUACACAACCCACUGUGCUCAGUACAAGUGUAGAGCCCCCCCAAGCAGUGCCACAGAGCGUCUCUCUGGAUUCAAUAACAAAAGAUGCUGUUUCAUCACAACCAAGGGAAACAAAUGUGAAUGAAGAAAUUGCUGACAAAGCCAAUUCUGAAAGUCAGCAAAUUUCUAACAUUGCUUCUGCUUCUGCCAGUUCAGUUAUUGAGAAAGAUGGUUGUGGUGGGCAAGAUGUUUCUAAAGAUACAGAUGCUGUAUCCAGUACAAUCAGCCUGGAAUCACUCCCACAAGAAGGGCUGAGUUUAACAGAGGCUAUUUAUGUUUUAACUAAUGAAGACGCCAAUGACAGCAACGACAUCGCAACUGAGCCCAGCUCCUCCACCGGCUGUAUUGGAGUGUCCAAAGUCAGCAGUACGACGGAGGAGAAGAUGCUGCCAGACAGGUUCAGUGAACUCGCUGUCACACCCAAGAAGAUCUUCAGUCCUGGAAAGAGACAGGAGAAAAAGGUUGAGCCAUCAAGUUUUUUGCCGUUACUGCAUGAUGAGGACUCCAUGAUGCGCACACUGAGUAAUCUGAAGAGAAUCCCUGAUGCCAUCAGCCCUUUGAGGAGCCCAGUCAGGAUAACCAGGAGAAAUCUUCCCCAUGUGAACGGCAAGCCUGGUCAUGUCAAGAGCCUUCAGAAAGAUUUUUCCAGUACAGCUGCAGAUGCCAACUCAAAGAAAUUAGAUGUUAACAAAGAGAACAAGUAUCCAGGUUCUCCCGCAAACUGUGACUCACCAAACCAAGUGGACAAGGUGUCUGACCUGCCUUCAAGUCUCUCUGAAACAGAUCUGGAGGAAGGGGAAAUUUUAAGUGAAAGUGAGGAGGCGGCUGCAGGUUCCCCUGUUCCUGCAACCAAGAGGGCCAAGCUAGCACAGCCAGUAUCAAAUAAACCAAGUCCAAAAUCAAAAUCUGUUUUAAACAAGAAACCUGAAGAAAGGCGGGUUGUUUCAAAAGAAACCCAUGAAACAGCAGGUGUAUCAACACGAAGUCCAAGGAGUCGUUUUAAAACAGUUUGCCCUGCAGCAAGCAAAGCUUCUUUUUCCACCGUAGAGGAAAUAAUGGAGACCUUCAAGUCGGUUCGCACUGAGAUCCGAAAAAAGUACAUGAAGCUUCAUAAAACCUUUCCUAAGAAGAGCUUCUAUGGGGUGAUGGAUAAUUUCCGGGAGUCUUUUUUAGAGUUUGUGGAUGGUGCUCAUUUUGGUGAAAUAUGCAACCAGGCAGAGGAGCUGAAGUCCACGCUGACAAAGGUGAUUGCAUCUGUGUUUUGCAAAGUAUCAAAUAACGGUAUUGUGAAGCGCAUUUUUGAACAGCAGGCAGUCGAUCUGAAGCAAAAGUUGUGGGACUUUGUAGAUGACCAAGUGGACUACUUGUUCAGAGACAUUCAAACGACACUGAAGAGCUAUUGCAAACCAGCAAGGGCUCAGGGUGAUGGCAAGAAGACCAGCAGAGAUGAGAAAGAGUCUCAACAGACUUCCGCAAAGAAACCACAGUGUCAACAAAAAGAAGCACAGUCUGCUCCGAAUAGCCUGAAUCAGACAUGCGUUGUGGCUCCUUACAAAACAGGCCUUGGAAGCCGAGGCAAAGACAUCAGAAUCACACACAUGGAAAAAGACGAGAAUGCUGAUUCACAUCCACCAGACUGUCCAAAUACAAAAGCUGUGGGUGAGUUUCUUCCUCCUAAAAAUCUACAUUCAACUCCAGAGAAAAGUAACAAAAGUUCUUUAAUGGUCUGUCAGAAUGGCUCUAUGCUCGACAAAACAGACUUUGAGCUCCUCACAGAACAGCAAGCCUCCAGUUUAACGUUCAACCUGGUGAGGGACUCCCAAAUGGGAGAAAUCUUCAAGUGUCUCCUGCAAGGAUCUGACUUAUUAGAAAGCAGUGGCAUCACCGGAGACAACACUACCUGGUCUCUCAGUACUCCAAGGAAGGAUGGAGACAGAUUCAUCAGCAUCACCACGCCAUCGAAAUUUGAGUCCCCUUCUAAGCUGCUCUCCCCAACCAAAUUUGAUACUCCCUCUAAACUUAUUACCACAUGGUCCAGCAUUUCACCUCGUAAGAUGUCAUCCCCACGACUCAAAGAUCAGAUGUCACUGAACCCGGCUCUGUUUGAUGAAAGUUGCCUGUUAGAAGUUCCAACAGACAACCGAGCACUGCUGCAGGCCAGCUUGGCUGCACAGAAAACAUAUUCCAUUCUAGCUGAAGAUCUUGCGGUCUCCCUCACCAUUCCAUCACCUCUCAAGUCUGACAGCCACCUCAGUUUCCUGCAGCCAUCGAGCAUGAGUAUGCAGAUCAUGUCCACUCCGGACAGCGUCAUCAGUGCGCACAUAAGUGAGGACGCCCUGCUCGAUGGGGAGGAUGCCACAGAGCAGGACAUUCACCUGGCCCUCGACACCGACAACUCCAGCUGUGGCUCCAGAAGCAGCACGUCCUCGGAACCGCUCGCCACGCCUUUCGUUUUCAAGCCCGACGUGCCCAUGCAGGCGCUGGUGAUGGAGAAGUCCAACGAUCAUUUCAUAGUGAAGAUUCGGCAGGCGAACACAAGCGCAGAUAUCACACUGACUGCUGAUGACACCUUCAGUCGAACUUUAAUAGAAGAUGAUCAGCAACACAGUGAAGGCGACGUAGCAGCUCAUCAAGUAAGCGCUGGUUUUACAGACAAAUUGGAGAAAGAUAUUAGUCCCUGCAAUGCUGUACGUAUGGAGAACAAUCUCUCUAACAUGUCUGACCGUUCUGUAAUCUGUCAAGCUGACACUGGAUCAGAUACCCAUCUCACUCAAGAUGAAGGUUUAACACUAGCAAACAAAGAACAAGAUGUGUCAUUUCAACCAAAUACCUCAAAGGAUUGUUUUUCCAAAGAACCUCUGCAAACUCUGCCUGAAGUUGCACCUUCAGAUAACGGUUUAAACAGCUGUUCUCAAAAGUCUGCCGUCACCGCUGAUGAGAGUCAGACACGUGUCAGAGAAGAAGACACAACUCCAAAAACUCCUACAAGAGCUCUUUCAUGUGAGUCACAGAAAAGGAUCAGUCCCUCUAAAACUGUUGUGUCGGAUAAAAGUCUGCCUCACCCUGCUGAAACCUCGGACACAAAUCAACAGAGCCGUGCAUCAUGGUCACACGUUUCAGACUUGGAGAGAGAAGAAAUGGACAUGUCUGAGUCAGAGAGGAGUCUCUGCAUUGCAGAGGAAACAAGCAGCUCACCAGAGAAAGACAAGAGGGAUUGUGACAACGGCAGAAAACGGAAGAGGCACCAAGAGAAAUCGAAAGCAAAGAGGUCCAGAAAGGUGGAAAAGGAGAGCGCAGAGGAGAUGGGGUCGGAUUUAAAGCAUGAUGAUGGGGAGCAGGAGUGGAACUCGCCAACGGCAUGUCUGUCACCCAACAGUCUGUCUGCUAAGAAUGUCAUCAGGAAGAAGGGCGAGGUGGUGAUAACGUGGACCAGAGAUGAAGAUCGAGCUAUUCUGAUUGACUUGAAGACAAAAGGUGCCUCUCGUGAGACUUUUUCUGCCCUGUCAGACAAGCUUAACAAGCCAUCAGGGCAGAUUGCUCACAGAUUUUACCAGCUCAUGAAGCUUUUCAAGAAGCAGGAGAAAAUGGACCCGUGAUACCUCAGACUGUGUGAAAUAGUUCUUGUAUUGGAGCGGUUCUCUAAGAAGCGAACAGAGUGUUUGAAUCAUUACACCGUUGACGCUGCUGUGUUCAUCGAGAUCUGAAGCCGUGCAUAUACCAUCGGCUGACACAAAUAUGAACAGGAGUUUUAUCCAAGCUUUGAGUUUUAACUGAAGGUGAAAAUCUGGUAAGUGUUUUGUUUUAGGUACUUUACCUGUAC
Messenger RNA from Stegastes partitus (bicolor damselfish), 6068 nucleotides. RefSeq names its product caspase 8 associated protein 2 (gene casp8ap2). The transcript is spliced from 10 exons. The coding region runs from base 328 to 5844 and encodes 1838 amino acids. NCBI's taxonomy places the organism in Eukaryota, Metazoa, Chordata, Actinopteri, Pomacentridae. The record is from RefSeq and is a predicted model, not a curated record. Gene Ontology annotation, molecular function: transcription corepressor activity. Gene Ontology annotation, cellular component: PML body; mitochondrion. Gene Ontology annotation, biological process: Fas signaling pathway; extrinsic apoptotic signaling pathway via death domain receptors.